AUGGCAGACAGAUCCAUAUCUUCGCAUGAUGGACGGCGCAUGCGCACGAGCAGCAUUAAACCCCUGCCUAGACCAUUCUGGGCCAGCACGCUGACAAGACACCUCUCGGAGGAGCCUCUCCUCUCACGAGGCUAUGGGAAGCCGGGCCGGAAGGACCGCGUGCCGCCAAAAGAUAUAUAUCUAUUGUUGAUCGAGUUAGCAUGCCUCGUUGGCGGCUUGUUGACCGUCUUCUACUCCAGGUUGGCCAUCCUGUUGGGACAAAUCAACCAACUGAUCGUGGUGGGCUUUCUGUUGGCUGUCAUGUCCAUGUGUCUUGAGGGCCAGGUCCUGCGCACCGCCGUCAUUCACACGGCUAUUCGGAGUGGUUCGACGAUUCAAGACCUCGAUGCCUUACUGCGCAAAGAUCCUUUUGCAUCCAAGGUCCACCUUGCAUAUCGUCUGCUUUUGUUAUGUCUGAUCGGCCUACCGCUUUUGUUGAGUGUCGGAUACAAACGAUUCACCGGAGGACAGAGUACAAUCGAGGUGAAGAAUGGAAAUGGCUUCUUUGGCCUCUCAUCCACCCCUGGAAAGCAGCGCAUAGGCGACGGUCUGUCCAUCUUGUCCGACGUCUACGUUCCGUUCUGGAUCGACCCCGGCCUCAAUCGAACAUAUGGCUUCAAUAUGUAUAUCGCGCCUGAUAACAAGACCGCGGCCAUCGUGGACUCGCCGUUUCCAUCCUACUUGACCAGCCUUCAGUCGACUCUUCUGGGCGGCGAGACUCUGUUACUGUCAACCACGGUCAAUGCAACUGUCUCGGAGAUGGUCAACCCAACAGAGGCUGAGCGCAAUAGUGAAGACUAUUGGGCGAAUGUGCAAGAUGACUUUGAUCAUGAGUACGCGCUUAACGGCGACGAUGUUCGAGGUGCGAACAACGCUCUUUGGGCUGGAAUGAGUGGCAAUUUCCUCACCAACUUUUCGGUCAUGUACUUCGCUGCAUGGAACACCACCAGGAACGAAUCCUUUACGUCCGAGGCCAUCCGCACUGAGCAGACGCGGAGAAUGGCCAAAGCCACAUGGCUGAUCUCUGCAUCCAAUAUUACACUCACCGAAACAGAGCUUAUUGCAGACAGCACCCUGGCAAACCAAUCCCUGGUGCAGGAAAAUGCAUUGGGCCUGCAAGAGAUGUUCAGCAACUUCCUCGGCGAGUACGACUGGCACAAUCGAGCUGCCGCAUUUGAUUUUCCAUACCCGGCUCACCAUGAUGGGGAACUGAGAUAUUUCCAGCCAGUCAACACAGUGCCGCCACUGGCAGCGGCGAUGGCUUGGGCACGCAUCACCAGCUUAGAUACCGUGGACCGACCGCAAGGCAUUCAAAGCGGCGAGCUGAGGGCUCUGACAGGAUACGACAAGGCGGCACAAGACAUUUUGAUAGUCAAGGCUGUUCCGACGCUGCGAAAACAGCCGCUGUUGAUAGCGAUCUUGCUACUCAACCCUCUGAUCUCAUUGACUUGUGUGGUGGUGAAAGCGUUAUUCUUGUACGGAAGCCCGAUCGGGGACCAGUUCAACACAAUCUCGCUCUUUGCUGCAGCCGAGGGCAGUGACCUGAGUGCGAUGAGAGGAGCGUCAUUAACAGGUCAUCUUUCUCGGGAAGUCACAGUGGCCUUUGACAUUGAAAGAAGAGAAAGUCUGCUUGGUGGACAGGGUAGCACCGCGGGUGGACUUGACCAGAUAGUCAUGACGUUGGACCAGCCGGGCCAGACGCAGGGGAGGAUUCGAAAUGGUGUUGUAUAUUUGUGA
Molecule: messenger RNA, 1776 nt
Organism: Capronia epimyces CBS 606.96
Lineage: Eukaryota; Fungi; Ascomycota; Eurotiomycetes; Chaetothyriales; Herpotrichiellaceae
Exons: 1
Coding region: 1-1776 (591 amino acids)
Source: RefSeq, a predicted model, not a curated record